Conger conger (European conger) is the source of this 1578-nucleotide messenger RNA. It is a transcript of the gene psen2, whose product is annotated as presenilin 2. Gene Ontology annotation, cellular component: cell cortex; Z disc; neuromuscular junction. NCBI's taxonomy places the organism in Eukaryota, Metazoa, Chordata, Actinopteri, Anguilliformes, Congridae. Gene Ontology annotation, molecular function: aspartic endopeptidase activity, intramembrane cleaving. The transcript is spliced from 11 exons. The record is from RefSeq and is a predicted model, not a curated record. Gene Ontology annotation, biological process: Notch receptor processing; protein processing; negative regulation of apoptotic process. Bases 166 to 1500 code for a protein of 444 amino acids.
CCGCAACCAGUACUGGAAUCACCCAUCACUGAAGGAAGUAUUUUACCCAGCGACUGACGCGGAAGAACCAAGAACACGACAGAAAUUAUCUGCCGUGUCCUGAUCUAUGCAAAACUACAAAUAACACAGGUGUCUUUUGCGUCGUCGUCUUUCUGAACACUAUUAAUGAAUACCUCGGACAGUGAAGAGGACUCUUACAAUGAGAGGUCAGCUUUGGUACCAAGUGAAAGCCCAACCUUGCUACCAUACAGUGAUGAUCCAACUUUGGGCCAGGUGGAUGCAGAGACCAUAAGGCGUCGCCCGGUGACAGAUGUGGGCUCCUCUGAUAGGCCGGCCCGCGGCCCGGUGGAGCGGGAGCCCACGGUGGAGAGCGAGGAUGAGGAGCUCACGCUGAAGUACGGCGCCAAGCACGUCAUCAUGCUCUUCGUCCCCGUCACCCUCUGCAUGGUGGUCGUCGUGGCAACCAUCAAGUCCGUCAGCUUCUACACGGAGAAGAACGGCCAGCAGCUGAUCUACACUCCAUUCACGGAGGACACCCCGUCGGUGGGGAAGAGGCUGCUGAACUCGGUGCUGAACACCAUCAUCAUGAUCAGUGUCAUCGUCGUGAUGACCAUCUUCCUCGUGCUCCUCUACAAGUACCGCUGUUACAAGUUCAUUCACGGCUGGCUGAUCCUCUCCUCCCUCAUGUUCCUCUUCUGGUUCAGCUUCAUGUACCUGGGGGAGGUUUUUAAGACCUACAACGUGGCGAUGGACUACCCCACGCUGGUGAUGAUCAUCUGGAACUUCGGGGCGGUGGGGAUGGUGUGCAUCCACUGGAAGGGUCCUCUUCAGCUCCAGCAGGCCUACCUCAUCGUCAUCAGCGCCCUCAUGGCCCUCAUCUUCAUCAAGUACCUGCCCGAGUGGUCCGCCUGGGUCAUCUUAGGAGCCAUAUCCGUCUACGAUCUGAUCGCAGUGCUGAGCCCGAAAGGGCCCCUGAGGAUGCUGGUGGAGACAGCCCAGGAGCGCAACGAGCCCAUCUUCCCCGCUCUCAUAUACUCCUCUGCUAUGAUCUGGAUGGUUGGAAUGGCCAAAGCCCCAACAGCUGUCGAGCCCACUAAUCAAUACACAGAUGAGGAGGAGCAGCAGAGUGACCGCGGUGACCUGGAGAGACAGCAGGGGGAGCCAGAGUGCCGCCUGGUCACGGGCAGGGAGGAGGAGCUCAGCCCUGGGGACGAGAUGGAGGAGGACAGGGGCGUGAAACUGGGCCUGGGGGACUUCAUCUUCUACAGCGUGCUGGUGGGGAAGGCCGCGGCGACCGGGGGCGACUGGAACACCACGCUGGCCUGCUUCGUGGCCAUUCUCAUCGGCCUGUGCCUCACCCUCCUGCUGCUGGCCAUCUUUAAGAAGGCCCUGCCCGCCCUCCCCAUCUCCAUCGCCUUCGGCCUCAUCUUUUACUUCUCCACCGACAACCUGGUGCGGCCCUUCAUGGACAGCCUGGCCGCGCACCAGUUCUACAUCUGACCCCCGAGCGCCCAGGACGCAGCGCAAGCUCCCAGGAUGCAGUGCGAUUCUGGUACUGGGCUGGUCAUCCUUCCACUU